Messenger RNA from Thunnus maccoyii (southern bluefin tuna), 5558 nucleotides. Its product is annotated as NACHT, LRR and PYD domains-containing protein 12-like. The record is from RefSeq and is a predicted model, not a curated record. Bases 1154 to 4492 code for a protein of 1112 amino acids. The transcript has 9 exons. Gene Ontology annotation, molecular function: protein binding. NCBI's taxonomy places the organism in Eukaryota, Metazoa, Chordata, Actinopteri, Scombriformes, Scombridae.
GAGAGGGAGAGAGAGAAGCCAUCGCUAACUGCUUAGUUUAAGUUAGCUGCUAAUGCUAGCUGCAGAGCUAAAAUAACUAACAACUUGUGCGAUUGGCGAGAAAAGCGCUGAGAGUGCUUGUGUAGAACUAGCGAAAGUUUAAAUAUACAGCAGGUAUUACUCCACAGUAAUGUGAUAUAUAGGAAAAUCAACAGAGUUGAGAGCAGCAACAACGCUAUCAGUAGACACAGUCGGCGACCGGAAAUGAUACAAGACGCUCACCGUUGCACGUCAGCACGUUCACCUAGAGACAGCCAGAGUUAUAGUUAUGCACACCUUUCCUCCCUCAAUGAGCAUUAAUAAUGUCCCUCAACAAUAAUAAUAACGUACACCACAUUGAUAAAACAUGUAUCUAUAUUUAAAAACCUUUAACAAUGUAAUUUCAUAAAGAAUACAUUUAAUACUGUACAUUAUAUUAUAAUUUUAAAAUACAGUAAACGAUACCACAACUAUUUUUUUUAUCACAAUCAACACUUUUAGCCUGUUCUCUCAAUUCUUUCCUAUCUUCAUUAUUUCAGUACAUCAUUUUAUUAACAUUUUCCCAAAUUCAGCCACUUCAGAAUCUGUCCCAAAAAGCAUUUUCCCCAUAGACCAGCAUUACAAAAAAAAAGUCUGUAAAACUGUUGACAGGACGCCUCCAACUGCAUAUAACUAAAAUUAUGACUCUCUAUUAUGAAUUUUUGAUCCAUGAAGGUUUUAUAUUUGUAAGACUUUCCUCAAGCCUAGAAAAGCUGUUUUUAAAUUCGUAACGUCAUAAAGUCUAUGGGUCAGCGGGAGAAACUCUACUGCGCAAGUGCAGUGGGCCGCUCCCGUCCGAAGGUUGGAAACGUUUUUGGCUCAAACUUAAAGUGAGGAGGACUUCUUAUUGAGUUUUUUUCCAGAUGUUAUAAUAUAUCCAUGUGCUACACUUCUGCUAAACUUCAAACCACCGGACCUUUACCACAUCCACACAGUUCUUUUCCAGAGAAGACUGAGAGGAAUUUAUUGAUCAUCACUAAUACAAGAGCGUAAUGGUGGAGGAGAGCCAGAACCCGGAAAGCUAGACCAGCAACCCGGACUCAUCCAGCGACAUACAGAUUUUUGUCAUAUCUUUUAGAUCUCAGCAGGACAAAAGAUGGCAACGCUUAAAAAGGUCCUCUUGGAGUGUUUGGAGGAUUUGGGAUCUGAGGACUUUAAACAAUUCAAAUGGUACCUGUGUCAGCGGGGUAUCCUUGAAGGCUUCAAAGCAAUCCCAAAGUGUCGACUGGAGAAUGCAGACAGAAUGGACACAGUGGAUAAAAUGAUCAAGAGCUACUGUAUAAACACUAUUAAAGUGACCAAAAUAAUUUUGGGGAAGAUCAAUAAGAAUGAUCUAGUGGAACAUUUGUCACACACCAUCUCUGAACCUACAGAGAUUCUUGUUGAGUACCAGCGCAAACUCAAGUCUAACCUGAAGGAGAAGUUCCAGUGUGUGUUUGAGGGGAUUGCCAAAGCAGGGAACCCAACCCUUCUGAAUCAGAUCUACACAGAGCUCUACAUCACAGAGGGAGGGACUGCAGAGGUCAGUGAUGAACAUGAGGUCAGACAGAUUGAAACUGCAUUCCGGAAACCAGACAAACCAGAAACAACAAUCAGACAUGAAGACAUCCUUAAAGCCUCACCUGGAAGAAAUGAACCAAUCAGAACAGUGAUGACAAAGGGAGUGGCUGGCAUUGGGAAAACAUUCUUAACACAGAAGUUCACUCUGGACUGGGCUGAAGACAAAGCCAACCAGGACAUACAGUUCACAUUUCCAUUCACUUUCAGAGAGCUGAAUGUGCUGAAAGAGAAAAAGCACAGCUUGGUGGAACUUGUUCAUCACUUUUUUACUGAAACCGAAGAAGCUGGAAUCUGCAGAUUUGAAGACUUCCAGGUUUUGUUCAUCUUUGACGGUCUUGAUGAGUGUCGACUUCCUCUGGACUUCCACAACAAUGAGAUCUUGACUGAUGUUACAGAGUCCACUUCAGUGGAUGUGCUGCUGACAAACCUUAUCAGGGGGAAACUGCUUCCCUCUGCUCGCCUCUGGAUAACUACACGACCUGCAGCAGCCAAUCAGAUCCCUCCUUGGUACAUUGAUAUGGUGACAGAGAUCAGAGGUUUCACUAACACAAAGAAGGACGAGUACUUCAGGAAGAGAUUCAGAGAUGAGAAGCAGGCUAGCACAAUCAUUUCCCACAUCAAGACAUCACAAAGCCUCCACAUCAUGUGCCACAUCCCAGUCUUAUGCUGGAUCACUGCUACAGUUCUGGAGGAUGUGUUGAAAGGCAGAGAGGGAGGAGAGCUGCCCAAGACCAUGAUUGAGAUGUACAUCCACUUCCUGGUUCAGUCCAAACUGAAGACCGUCAAGUAUGAUGGAGGAGCUGAGACAGAUCCAUACUGGAGUCCAGAGAGCAGGAAGAUGAUUGAGUCUCUGGGAAAACUGGCUUUUGAGCAGCUGCAGGAAGGCAACCUAAUUUUCUAUGAAUCAGACCUGAUUAAGUGUGGCAUCAGUGCCAGAGCAGCUAUAGUGUACUCACAGAUAUUUAAAGAGGAGAGAGGGCUGUUCCAGAACAAGGUGUUCAGCUUUAUCCAUCUUAGCAUUCAGGAGUUUCUGUCUGCUCUUCAUGUCCAUCUCACAUUCAUCAACUCUGGAGUCAAUCUGCUAUCAGAAGAACAGACAAUGUCCCAGUCAUCUAAAGUAACUCAUCUCUACCAGAGUGCUGUGGACAAGGCUUUACAGAGUCCCAAUGGACACCUGGACUUGUUCCUGCGCUUCCUCCUGGGUCUUUCACUGCAGACCAAUCAGACUCUCAUACAAGGUCUGCUGACAGGAAGUAGCUCACAGUCCAAUCAGGAAAUAGUUGAAUACAUGAUGAGUAAGAUUCUCAAUGAGAAUCUGUCUGCAGAGAGAAGCAUCAGUCUGUUACACUGUCUGUCUGAACUGAAUGGUCGGUCUCUUGUGGAGGAGAUCCAAUACUACCUGAGGUCUAAAAGUCUCCGCAGAAUGAAACUGUCUCCUGCUCAUUGGUCAGCUCUGGUCUCCAUCUUACUGUCAUCAGAAAAAGAUCUGGAUCUGUUUGACUUGAAGAAAUACUCCACUUCAGAUAAUACUCUUCUGAGGCUGUUGCCAGUGGUCAAAGCUUCAAAGAAAGCUCUGCUUAGUGGCUGUAACCUCUCAAAGGGAAGCUGUGAAGCUCUGUCCUCAGUUCUCAGCUCCGAGUCCUCCAGUCUGAAAGAGCUGGAUCUUAGUAACAACAACCUGCAGGAUUCAAGAGUGAAGCUGUUGUCUGCUGGACUGGAGAGUCCACACUGUACACUGGAAACUCUCAGGUUUACUGGCUGUAACCUUUCAGAGACAAGCUGUGAAGCUCUGUCCUCAGUUCUCAGCUCCCAGUCAUCUAGUCUGAGAGGGCUGGAUUUGAGUAACAACAACCUUCAGGAUUCAAGAGUGAAGCUGUUGUCUGCUGGACUGGAGAGUCCACACUGUACACUGGAAACUCUCAGGCUGAGUGUCUGCAACCUCUCAGAGAGAAGCUGUGCAGUUCUGUCCUUAGUUCUCAGGUCCAAGUCCUCUAGUCUGAGAGAGCUAGACCUGAGUAACAAUGACUUGCAGGAUUCAGGAGUGAAGGUGCUGUGUGCUGGACUGGAGAGUACAGACUGUACACUGGAAACUCUCAGUCUGUCAGGAUGUCUGAUCACAGAGAAAGGCUGUGUUUCUCUGGCCUCAGCUCUGAGCUCCAACCCCUCCCAUCUGAGAGUGCUGGAUCUGAGCUACAAUAAUCCAGGAGACUUAGGUGAGAAGCUGCUAUCUGCUGGACUGGAGGAUCCUAAAUGGAGACUGGACACUCUCAGCGUGGACCAUGGUGGAGAGCAAAGGUUAAAACCUGGUCUGAAGAAGUAUUUCUGUGAACUCACACUGGACACAAACACAGUAAACAGAAAACUCAAACUGUCUGACAACAACAGGAAGGUGACAUGUGUGGAGGAGGAUCAGUCAUAUCCUGAUCAUCCAGACAGAUUUGACUUCUGGGGUCAUUCGCUGUGUAGAGAAGGUCUGACUGGUCGCUGUUACUGGGAGGUGGAGUGGAGAGGAGAUGUCGAUAUAUCAGUGACUUACAGAGGAAUCAGCAGGACAACACGCAAUACUAACUGCAUGUUUGGAAGAAAUGAUCAGUCCUGGAAUCUGAGCUGCUUCAAUAAUGGUUACGAUGUCUGGCACAAAAGCAGAAGAACAAACAUCUGCUCCUCCUUCUCCUCUGUGUCUAACAGAGUAGCAGUGUAUGUGGACUGUCCUGCUGGCACUCUGUCCUUCUACAGAGUCUCCUCUGACACACUGAUCCACCUCCACACCUUUAACACCACAUUCACUGAACCUCUGUAUCCUGGGUUUGGGUUCUCGUUUUACUCCUCAGUGUCUCUGUGUCCCCUGUCUGAGGGAGAGUCUCCUCCUGUGUAGACAAACAGUCACAAUGCUGACUGAAGACAGCUGCUGAAAUCACUGUUCACUCUGUUCACCAGUGAACAAUAGAAUCUGGGAGUGACAGCAGCUUCCUGUAUUUAAAUGUUAAAGGUGGACGAGGUUUCACUCUGGUUUCAUUUGGAUCACUGACUGUGCUUUAAUGUCAGAAUAUUGUUUCUAUUAGCAGUAGUGAAAUUAUCUCCUCUGGGCUGAAUUCAUGUGUAAAUGUGUUGUGUAAAUUUAUGUGUUGACUCUUAUAUUCACUUCAGUAAAGUUUUCUUGGAGCAGCAUCUAGUAGCUGUUAGUGGCUGUAGUGUAGAUCAUUUAGUCAUUUAGUUCAAUAAAAGUUUAGAGACCAAAAACAGAGUCAGAGAGCAUGUUUCCCACAAAUAUAUUUGUUUCACCCUACGUGUUUUUACAAAUGUAAAUUUAUUUCAGUUUGAAAAAUACAAUAUGUUAAAACUGUGUUAGAGAGGUCUAACCCUGCUCUUAUGAACAAACUGUUAUAAAAAUCCAAUAACAGAAAUUCUGGCAGAAUUAUUGUGGAUUUUAGAGGUGUACUUAUGUGAAAAAAGUCCUGUAAGCAGCGAUCACAGAUACAGAGUAGAUGAUUGUAUUUAAGCAGGUUUUAUAGCCGAUGACCCCAAACAGAAUGAAUGAGUCAUUUUACUUCUGAAACAUGUCAUCAGUUCGACACAUAAGACAUUUGUGACUUUUCUGAAUCAUCCUGAUGUCUUUAUGUUCUGUACAAUCCCCUUAACCUCAGGGUCAAACAUGACCCACCCUCACCACAUCUGACGAAAAUGCUUCAUUAAACUUUUAACCAGAAAUCAGUCUAGCACAAAGAAGUAAAAAUAAAUUGGUAAAUAACUGUGUUUUCAUACUUUACUGUUCAGAGAGGCAUCAUUAUGUAUUCAAUGUACCCUUCUUGUUUUUACUACAAAUCACAUGAUAAAAGAUUUUUACUAUAAUUGUUGUGUGAGAGCUGUGUAUAAUACUACUACUUGAUAAAUAAAAUAUAUCAUGGCUUCUCUGUGAGGACUGUGUUUGUUUUGUUACUUUG